Messenger RNA from Orbilia oligospora ATCC 24927, 2166 nucleotides. RefSeq lists its product as uncharacterized. The coding region runs from base 1 to 2166 and encodes 721 amino acids. NCBI's taxonomy places the organism in Eukaryota, Fungi, Ascomycota, Orbiliomycetes, Orbiliales, Orbiliaceae. Gene Ontology annotation, biological process: regulation of transcription by RNA polymerase II. The record is from RefSeq and is a predicted model, not a curated record. Gene Ontology annotation, molecular function: transcription coregulator activity; RNA polymerase II cis-regulatory region sequence-specific DNA binding. The transcript has 3 exons. Gene Ontology annotation, cellular component: core mediator complex; mediator complex.
AUGGCAUCUCCCACGCUUCCUGUCGAAGCUCUCGAUCGCAUGCGCAUCCAACUAGGCCUGCUCUCCCAAUCAAUUAAUUCUCUGCUGCAGGAACUACGCACUUCAGACCCGCUUCCACCCUGGACGACCCUCACCGCCCAGCUAGCAAUUCUAAACUCCCAGCUCUCAACAAUCUCCAGAUCCUUACACCAACACUCCGCAUCUCUCUCCACAACUGUCGUCUUUCCUCUGCCGACUUUCCCUGGACGAACACAAGAUGGUCAGCUUCACCGCCUCCUUGGCAAGAAGCUCUCUCCAGAAGUCCAAGAUUGGAUCCAAAUAGGCCGCAAAGCUGGUUUAGCUCUAACCUCCAAACCAAAAAAUGACGACGAUGACUCGGACGAUGAUUCAGAACCUGAAGCGGAAGAUGAACAAGAGGCGGACGACGACGACGACGACGAAAUGGAUGAAGAUGAUGGUGACGACCCGGAUUCUAAAAGGCGCAAGCGUCACUGGGCCCUCAAAAUCGUCCAGAAGGACCAGCGGUCCCGCGACUGGGACUCUGACUUCACGAAAGAAGAGAUAGAAGCUGUAGGCGGAGAUCUCACAAGGAUACAAACCGGAUUGAAGACUCACCUGGAUGGAACAAUCAUCAAACGAUCUAUGGAUUCGUCCGCGUUAUCCACAUCUGCUCUCAACAAACGUGACGAGAACGGAUGGACAUUAGAAAUGAUGUUCCGGUUCAUGAGCACGGGAAUGCGGCCUGUGGAGGAUCAUCCUGGCGUAAAUGAUUGGAUGAACCCAAACGUUUCUACUACGAUGAAUACCAGCGCUAAAAAAACUACCAUUCCUGCAUCGGCCACUGGUGCUAGAAGAAAUACUGGUCCUAACAUGACAACUAGUGGUGGGACGAAUAUUGUUACCGGAAUGACCACUAAUACUGGGGCGAGCGUUAUUUCUGAAGUGACCACCAGCGCUGAGACGAAAAUGGUCACUGUUACAGACGUUGAUGCUAAACCGGGCAUCGAUACUGACACCAACAUCUCCCCUCAAAUGAACAUGGUUCCUGAAUCAAUACUUAUUACUGGAAAAGUUACUCCAGCUCAAACGCCCACCCUUGCUCAAACACCUACUCCUGCUAGAAAUUUUAUAACUUCUAUAACACUUGCUCCUCAACCCAGCUUUGAUGUCACAAAACCACCGCCUACCGAGCAAGCCAACCAAGCUCCUCCCACCACAAAAGAAGGGCAGUAUCCAGACGCAACGGCAAUAGAAGAUCCAAACCUCUCUUCCUCCAGUCUUCCAGGCUUGGGCUCCAACCAAAACAUUACAAGGGCGCCACCUCCCGAAAAAUUUUGCCAAACCCCUCUCACCUUAGAAGAAGAAGGGAAAGAUCUCAAAGCAACACCCUCAGAAAGCCGACAAUUUGAAACAGAGAUAUCAAAUGAUUCUGAUGAUGGAUCAUCCGUCUCAGAUUUACGAGCUAGUAUGGCUACCCCAAAACCCUCAUCACCAGCAUCACCAGCAUCACCAGCAUCACCAGCAUUUAACUUCCCGCUCGUCAAAUUCACCGUCAAAUCGAAAAAAAUAGCAACCCCAGAUAUUUCAAGUCCAAACGUCUCGACCCCCAAAACUUCAGCUUCAAAUCUUUCAAGCUUUGAAAUCAUAACCCCAGAUGUUUCUUCAACUCGUGAUUCAAUAUCAAAUAUCAGUCUCCUUUCAGAUCAAUCCAAUGCUUCCAACAUCACUGCAAGGCUGACAAGAUCUAAAGCAAAAGCUUUGGCAGCCGCACAAGCAGCAGUCCAAGCUUCCGUCCAAGGAACCGGCGAAGAUGUCUCCAUAGUCGAUCAACUUGACUGUCUACUCACUAGUUUCCCGGUUCGGUCAGCGACUUCGAAUACCAUUUCCAAUGAUACGACCACCACACCGCCUGCUACUAUUCCUUCGACUCUAACCAAAACAAAGACCACUAGGUCUCCAAAACAUCCUAAAUCAUCCAAACCUCCAAGAGCUCCGAGAGUUUCAAAGAAGCCAAAAACUACAAAAAAACUGGGGGGAACCAAACCCCCAAAUAAACCAAACCAGUUGGAACCUUUGACCUCUCCCAGCGAAGUUUCUCUCCCCGCUGACCUCGACGAUCUAUUCAAAAACAUGGACGAUAUGGAAGGCCUUUUUGGUGGAGUUUAA